Molecule: messenger RNA, 1030 nt
Organism: Microcebus murinus (gray mouse lemur)
Lineage: Eukaryota; Metazoa; Chordata; Mammalia; Primates; Cheirogaleidae
Source: RefSeq, a predicted model, not a curated record
GGUUCCCGGCCCGCAUGGAGGCGGCCUCGCCGGCGGGACCCGAAGCCCCGCGGCCUGCGGCGCAGGGAGCGGAGGGCGCGUCCCGAAGCCUGUGGCUCAGGAUACAAGGCAAACUCUUCACCUGGAAUAUUUUGAAAACGAUUGCUCUGGGUCAGAUGUUGUCCUUGUGUAUCUGUGGAACAGCCAUCGCCAGCCAGUAUUUGGCAGAAAGAUACAAAGUGAACACUCCCAUGCUUCAGAGCUUUAUCAACUAUUGCUUACUAUUCCUGGUGUAUACAAUGAUGCUGGCAUUUCAAUCAGGCAGUGAUAACCUUUUAAUAAUCUUGAAAAGGAAAUGGUGGAAGUACAUUCUGCUGGGACUAGCAGAUGUGGAAGCCAAUUACCUGGUUGUCAGAGCCUACCAGUACACAACUCUAACCAGCGUCCAGCUCUUGGAUUGCUUUGGGAUUCCUAUGUUGAUGGCUCUCUCGUGGUUUAUUCUUUAUGCAAGAUACAGAGUGAUCCACUUCAUUGCUGUGUCUAUCUGUCUGCUGGGCGUGGGAACCAUGGUUGGUGCAGAUGUCUUAGCAGAGAGGCAAGACAAUUCAGGGAGCAAUGUGCUGCUUGGUGACAUCUUUGUCCUUCUUGGGUCUUCCCUCUAUGCCAUUUCUAAUGUUUGUGAAGAAUACGUCGUGAAGAAGCUGAGCAGACAGGAGUUUCUAGGAAUGGUGGGCUUAUUUGGGACAAUUAUCAGUGGCAUACAGCUAUUGAUUGUGGAAUAUAAGGAUAUUGCCAGCAUUCACUGGGACUGGAAAAUUGCCUUGCUGUUUGUGGCAUUUGCCCUCUGUAUGUUUUGCCUGUAUAGCUUCAUGCCAUUGGUGAUUAAAGCCACUAGUGCUACCUCUGUCAACCUGGGCAUCUUGACAGCAGAUCUUUACAGCCUUUUCUUUGGACUCUUUCUGUUUGACUAUAAGGUAAGCAAAUAAGUCAUGUUCAAAUAAGAACACUUGUUUAGUCCAAAAGAAGUAGCAAGUUUCUUCAAGAUUCUUAA